CGUAAAAGACAUACGCGGUGUAACGGACAUCCACUGACACGUUGGAUUCGAACCUGCGCUGAAUAAAUUAAAAACAUUAUUAAAAAAGUAAAUUCAUUCAUUCGCAGUUCCUCCAGAAGUUGGGUUCGGAACUCAGGGAGACCAAAAAAAACAAGCAAAGAAGCCCUUUCCAAGCCAUGGCUGUAGCAAAUGCUAUGUUUACGGGAGUGCAUGCUUCAGUCGGCUACUGCAGGCCCACGCCCUUGUUCGAAUGCAGGGCGGAUCCGUCGUCUGGCUCUGCGAAAUUCGAACAGUCAGACUUCAAAAGGAAGUCCAAAGCUGCAAAGGAUUUUGCGAGUGGCGUGACGUGCUCGGGAGCUUCGGGGCUUGUGAUAUUGAGGUUUCCGCCUAACUUUGUGAGGCAGCUGAGCAUAAAGGCCAGGCGAAACUGCAGCAAUAUUGGCGUGGCGCAGAUCGUUGCGGCUUCUGUCACGAAUGUUCCCCUUACCGGGGACACCACGGGUGUCGCUUGUAAUAAUAAUAGUGUACAGAUCGAUAGCGCUUUGCUGCAGCCAGCUUUGGCUAAAGCGUCUGGAACCCUUGCCGUUCAUUCUGGGGAAAAGUCGGGGCGUGCUAUAGUCACUGAUGCAAUUGCCACUCCUAUUGUUCAGACAUCAACUUACACUUUCAAAGACACAGCUGAAUUAAUUGCAUUCCAGGAGGGUAGACACAUGAGUUAUGAAUAUGGACGCUAUGGAAAUCCUACCACUCAGGUUGCAGAGGAAAAAAUCAGUGCACUUGAGGGAGCAGAGACAACCUUAUUAUUGGCCUCAGGUAUGUGUGCUACCACAACCAUGAUGCUAGCAUUGGUACCAGCUGGGGGACACAUUAUAACUACCACUGAUUGUUAUCGACGGACCAGGCAAUUCAUCCAGACGGUACUUCCAAAAAUGAGAAUCACAGCCACAGUAAUUGACCCUGCAGAUAUUGAUUCUCUCAAGCUAGCAUUGGAGAAAAACAAUGUUUCUUUAUUUUUCUCUGAGAGUCCUACAAACCCUUAUCUUCGAUGUAUUGAUAUUGAGCUAGUCUCCAAGCUCUGCCAUAGAAAGGGUGCAUUGGUUUGUAUAGAUUGUACUUUUGCAACUCCUGUUAACCAGAAGGCCUUGGCACUUGGUGCAGACAUUGUACUGCACUCAGUGACAAAGUAUAUUGCUGGUCACAAUGAUGUUCUGGCAGGCAGUUUGAGUGGUUCAAAGAAUGUUAUUGGCGUAAUACGUGCCUUGCAUAAUGUUAUGGGAGGUGUUCUAAGUCCAAAUGCUGCUUACUUGAUCCUUCGUGGCAUUAAGACUUUGCACCUUCGUGUACAGCAACAGAAUUCGACAGCUAUAAGGAUUGCCCGUACUUUAGAGGCACAUCCUAAGGUUACUCGUGUGCAUUACCCUGGCCUUGAAAGUCAUCCAGAGCAUCACAUUGCCAAACGACAAAUGAGCGGAUUUGGCGGUGUGAUCAGUUUUGAGAUUGCUGGAGACUUGGAGGCUACCUCCCGUUUUAUUGAUUCACUAAAAAUUCCUUACAUUGCCCCUUCUUUAGGAGGCUGCGAAAGCCUUGUAGAGCAGCCAACCAUUAUUUCUUACUGGGACCAGAGCCCUGCAGAGAGAGCCCGUAUUGGUAUUAAGGACAAUUUAGUUCGGUUUAGCUGUGGUGUGGAGGACUUUGAAGACAUUGAAAAUGAUAUCUUACAGGCUUUGGAAGUCAUAUAGUGGUGUAGGGUAUUAUCUUUGACCUAAGUGGAACUAAUCUGGCUCUCUUUUGCGUUUGAUGACAUCAAUAAUUUUUGCUUAUGGUUAAACAAACAUUAUUGAUGGCAAAGCGUUCAUCAUUGAAAGGAAAUGGUGAACUUUGUCAAGCUUUUAUUCGUUACAGGCUCUGGGAGUGGUAAUUUUUAUUACAACAGGUUAUUUCUGAAUUUCAUCACAAGUGUUUGUAACUUUGUAGCACUAGGCAUGAAAUAAAAAGAGGGGCAUUAAUAGAAAAAAAUCUCUUUAAAUUUUUAGCUAAAACUAAAAGUGAAUUCAUAACA
This is a messenger RNA of Cryptomeria japonica (Japanese cedar), 2059 nucleotides long. RefSeq names its product cystathionine gamma-synthase 1, chloroplastic. Gene Ontology annotation, molecular function: cystathionine gamma-synthase activity; pyridoxal phosphate binding. Gene Ontology annotation, biological process: transsulfuration. The transcript is spliced from 11 exons. The record is from RefSeq and is a predicted model, not a curated record. Gene Ontology annotation, cellular component: chloroplast. The coding region runs from base 177 to 1739 and encodes 520 amino acids. NCBI's taxonomy places the organism in Eukaryota, Viridiplantae, Streptophyta, Pinopsida, Cupressales, Cupressaceae.